Molecule: messenger RNA, 4594 nt
Organism: Cottoperca gobio
Lineage: Eukaryota; Metazoa; Chordata; Actinopteri; Perciformes; Bovichtidae
Gene: atmin
Product: ATM interactor
Exons: 4
Coding region: 134-2458 (774 amino acids)
Biological process (GO): positive regulation of transcription by RNA polymerase II
Cellular component (GO): nucleus
Molecular function (GO): DNA-binding transcription factor activity, RNA polymerase II-specific; transcription cis-regulatory region binding
Source: RefSeq, a predicted model, not a curated record
CUCGUCUAAGCCGUCCAAAUCGUGUAAGGUGGCGAAGCAGCCUUUCAGGCAAAGCUCAGGGUCGACAUGACAAUGUUCAUUCAAUGCUGCUGCUGAAGCUCAGUGCCGAACGCAAGACUGUCAACAUAGAAACAUGGCUGACUCUGCGACAAGUAAGGCGAAUAACAGAGAUAACGCUACUAAAGACAGUCCGAAAUGUCAUGAAGAGUCUCUGUCGCAGUCACGGGAAAUAAUAAAACCUACCAUCACGGAGCUGACCAAAGAAGUAAGGACGAACAUCCUCUGCACCGUGGAAGGAUGUGGCAAGAUUCUCCCCAACACACCUGCAUUGAACAUGCAUCUUGUUAAAUCACACAGAAUAAAGGAUGGUAUUGUCAAUCCUACUAUCAGAAAGGACAUGAAGGGCUCUCAGAAACUGUACUGCUGUCCAAUUGAGGGUUGUCCCAGGGGGCCGAACAGACCCUUCUCUCAGUUCUCCCUGGUUAAACAACACUUCAUGAAGAUGCAUGCAGAGAAGAAACACAAGUGUUUUAAGUGCAACAAUGGCUACAGUACAGAGUGGGACCUCAAGAGGCACAUAGAAGACUGUGGGAAGACCUACCACUGUACAUGUGGCUGCCCCUAUGCUAGUAGAGCUGCUCUACUCUCGCACAUCUACAGGACAGGUCAUGAGAUUCCUACAGAACACAGAAUUCCGCCAGUAAAAAAGCGAAAGAUGGAGAAACUGUUGAGUGACUCUGAAAAGGUUAGGACCAACGAGUCAACCUGUCAGAUCAUACCUUUUAGUAAAGAGCUGACAGAGACCGCUCUCACUUCUGAUACAACUGUUCACAUCCCAGACUCCAACCCCCGUAGGAGCCUCCAGAAGUUGCUCCUACCAAAGCCUAAGAUGGCUUUGGUCAGUGUUCCUGUGAUGCACCUGGCCCACCUGCCUGUCCUCCUUCCUUCUACAGAAAGCGGGGCUCUGAGGUCUGUGGUGCUGGCAGUAGACAGCCAUGGCUCCGUCAGCACCCUUCACCUGCUGCCUCAAACCACUGGAGCUGUGGUUCCCCAACUUGAUGCUAAGAGUUUGUGUUUCAAGGAUAGCAUGCCUACUUCUCGCUCUAGCCUGAGGCCCAUUAGCACAGGGGUACAGGUCAGUCUGAACCCCUUAGGCACAGAUGACUCAGCCAACCUGGCAGGGCAACGGGGAAGAAGCACCUCAACCAACAUUCAGACGGACAAAUCGUACUUGUCCAAAAUGCCCACAGGAUUGGGAGUUGGGGAGGGAAUGGCAUUGUGCUCUGUGGGUGAGUCCUCGGUGUCGUCCUGCUCCCAAACCGAUAUCAGCGUGAGUGCCCAAGUGCUCCUGCCAGUCAGUGUUGAAACCCAGACAUUCUCCUUCCGUUCCAGAGUCACAUCCUCUAUUGGAGCUCAGACAGACAGCCAGUGCAUGAAUCAAAAUCCUUGCUCCUCCUCAUCUAUGCCUCCAUACAAAACCAGGCAGACACAGACAUAUGUUGCCUUGCCACAAUCAGAGGAGAAGGCUCAGGACCAGGCUAUCAUGUGCUCCGACCUAUUCGACAGUGACUCCCUCAGUGUCUCCACUCAGACUGCUCUGGAGAUGGAUGACACCCUCACCGCUGCAGGAAGCAGUCUAUAUGAGGACUCAAAGUCAGCUGUUGGUAUGUGUUUCGGGGUGCAGACAGAUGAGCUCAACUCAAACAACAUGGCAGAUAACCAGACCCAAACAAUGACCUUGUUAAAUGACCUAGAAAAUAUUCUGUCUGACAGCAUGUCAGGCCAUCAGGUGCUCACAGUAGCCUCCGCAGGUUGUGGGUCAGGUCUGGGAUCUGUUCAGGAGCAACACAAUGGCAUUGACUUUGACUUUGAAGAGUUUCUCAAUGCUGUGCACAUCCAGACACAGACGGAGGAGAGUGAGCUGGGAGGACUGGGGGGUGACACGCCACUGGAGUCUCUGGACAUCCAGACCCAGACAGACUUCCUCCUGAUGGAUGAACUGGACCAAAGUGACGGACCAAGUCGAAGUCAAGCCAGCGACCUGGAGCUGUUCGAUACUCAAACUCAGACUGACCUCAAUUUCCUGCUGAACGCCGGCAGCCACAUGCCCCUGAGCAGCAUCCUACGACAUUCAAGCUUUUCCAUGAGCACCGAGUCUUCGGAUACAGAAACACAGACAGAUCUCCCAUCAUUUUCCACAAGUCUCUCUGCUCCGACUCCCGUGAGUCAGGGCGAGCAUGCGAGGCUGCUGAACAGCACGGAGACACAGACUGUGACCAGCCAGGACGAAAGCCUGGGACACCUCUUCCUAACGAGCAACGAAACACAAACUGUCAUGGAUGACUUCUUGUCAGCAGACCUGGCGUGGAAUAUGGAGUCCCAUUUCAGCUCUGUGGAAACCCAGACGUGUGAGGAGCUCUGCGCUCUCCUUCAGCACCCCGAGAAACCCAACAGCUGAAGCCUUCUUUAGUGAAGCUGCUUCUGCAGUACAGGUCUCUCAUGCCUGCCUGUUCCUGUAAGAGGAAUCAGUCUACGCUGUCCUCCAGCGGACCACAGUCUUAGCAGUAAGAAGUCUGCGAAAAUGUCUUUGAACAUUCCACUGUAGACAUCUUGUCCAGAACCUUUCCAGGUUUAUAUCCUGACAGCUCUCCUGCACUUUAUUAGCUCAACGGGCAUGAUUUAUUAGCUCCUGUGACAGUUUACAUAUUUAUUUGCACACAAAGUAACAUAUUGUAUGUGUCUUGUCUAAAAUGUCAGUGUACUUCUAUUUUUCAGUGCAUAACCACUCGCACUGGUUUUCACUCUAUGGUCUUACUGUUUGGUCUUGCGGUUUAAAAAUGUUAGAUAUGCACUUCAAAAAGGAUGACAACCGUACCUGUGCGUGGCCGUCUAAUAACUGGCUUAUAAAAUAGUUAUGACCGCUUUCAGAUGUGCAUAUACUGCAUGAAAACAAUUUAAUCUCAGCUGUACAUCAAAGGACAUUGUGCAUUUAGUUUACGUAUAGGUUUGGUAAUGUGCAUGAAGCCUUCACUUGGUCAGCAGCACAGAAAAAUCAAAUAUCUAUUCUCAGCUUGUGCGUCUGAUGGCUGCCUCGUUGAUGUUGCCUCGUCAGCGUCGGCGUCGGCGAGACUAUAAAAUCUGAAUAGCAGCCUGAAAGCUUUGCCCGCUUAUUGGAAAACCUGACCAUUGAGAACUCAGAAGUCUGCUUUAUGUUUUCCAUAAUACAAACCCAUAAAGCCUUCAACAGUGAACAAGGCAUCGCUUAUAGCCAUUAGGCUGUAUUCUGAAACGUACCGUUGCUUAUGUGGCUCAAGUAAACAACUAAUUGUUUUAUCUUUUAUUGUUAUGCACCUUUCAUUGAGUUGUGAUUGUGAAGUUUGAUGUUGCGUAAACACUUUUGUGUCUGGGCCUCUGUAGCUAAGCAGUCGGGUCAAGUCAGUAAGCAGAAGAGGCUGUCAUUGUCUCUGACUUAUUCAUUAGCUGGGUGUAAGAGUAUACAGAAGCAGUACUGUGUUACUGUACAGAAACACAUUAGCACAGAGCUAUUGUACGUAUUCAGCGCCGGAUCUUGUCCUGUUGAAUAUCUUCCGUUUAAAUCAUCAGGUUUUCAAUCACAAUCGGAAGCAGUAUUUUAAUUUAUUAAUGAAUUAUUAUUAUUAUUAUUAAAUCUCUUCUUCACCAAGCAACUAAACUUAAUGUUUUGAUUGUGUUAUAUUGUUGUACGGAAAAUCACCCCACAGGCACCACGCGCAGACUAUAGAGCUAUAGGCCUUGAUUAUUUGUUCAGUGUGUUACGUCGGUGCCUUAACCCAAGUAUUCGCUUUAGUUCUGUUACAAUUUGCUGCUUUUAAAAACAAUUAAUCAUCAGAAUUACACUAGAAUAUGUUUUGGAAAAUGAACAAAGAAGUUGCUUUGCAUGUUUAAUCCAUUCUGUAUCGGUAUAUACAUUAUGUUUGCAUGAAAUACUGGACUGUCUCCAAUUGUUCUCCAUAGUUUCUAUGGAAAGAUGUGUGUUCUGUCAAAUAUAAUAAUAAUAAUAAUAAUAAUAAUAAUGCUGUGCAGCAUUUUAUUGAAUCAAAUUUGUUUGACGACAUCUGACUAUUUUUAUUGACUGUUGCUUAAUACUGUUACAGUUUAUAGAUAUUUGUAGAAACUGAAGAAUGUACAGAACAUGACACAGUGCCCAAGUAUAACAUGCUCUAUUAUUUGCACACACCAAACAUUUUAAGGAUAAUUUCCUUGUGUUAAUAAGGAUUUUUAACCCCUUACUAAAUCUCAAAAUGUCUUGUAUUGAGAUUAGUUCUUCUAGUUUGUGUUUCUUGAAUUCAAAUACAGCUUGCUCCCUGCUGGUUUAGUGGCACGGGGGAAUGCCUUGCUUUAAACGGAAAAAUGUAGAAGCCUCGUCGGUCUCCAGUGUCAGUUACAGUGCUUUAUUGUCUCUGUAGGGAGUGCAUGCAGAUAUUUUUCCAUCAUAAAAUAUUUGUUUUAGCAGAAUUUGAGAUUCUGUUGCCUAUGUGUGUAGAGUUAAUGGUUGCCUUGAUUAAUUGUUGAAGAUUACACUACAGAUGUUCUUAAUAAACUGCUGGAAACUGUA